This is a messenger RNA of Penicillium bovifimosum, 1779 nucleotides long. RefSeq names its product Mis12-Mtw1 family protein. Gene Ontology annotation, biological process: cell division; mitotic sister chromatid segregation. The record is from RefSeq and is a predicted model, not a curated record. Gene Ontology annotation, cellular component: MIS12/MIND type complex. Bases 1 to 1779 code for a protein of 592 amino acids. Lineage: Eukaryota; Fungi; Ascomycota; Eurotiomycetes; Eurotiales; Aspergillaceae. The transcript is spliced from 5 exons.
AUGACCACCACGGUCCUGGCAACCACAACGACCAGGACAAAGCGGCGCGAACCGCUGGAAACGAUGGCGAUGGAAGCGCGCUCUGCGACCGUGGCCGGGGGAGCCGGUAAGGGCAAGGAACGGAGGACUACGCGACUCAGCGCAAGUAAACACGAGCUCGACAAGAGCACAAGCAAGCCUGGGAAGCGAUCAGCUGUAGAAUACGAGGAGGAUGCGGAAGACUUCCAGUUCUCUCUUCUACCGUCAAAGAAGUCCCGGCCAUCUGUCGAACCGAUUCCAGAAGGUCCAAAAUUGGACACGGAGAAUGCGCCACCCAAAUCAACACCAAAAAGAGGACGGCCGCGAAAAAAGCAAGCAGGCGACGAAAUAACUUCAAGUGCUAUACCAGCAAAUGGGAAAAGCGUGGAGCUUCCAAGUAGGAGACCAAAGCGUGGAACAGCAAAGACUGCACAGACGGAACCAGAACCUCAACCCACAAACAACAUGCGCUCAUCACGAACUCGCGAUAGUCCAGAACACCAGCCGGAGGCAAAGAAGCCAAAGAAAGCAGGACGACCACCAAAAAACAAAGCGCAAACGCCAGUUCCCGAGUCAAACGAAUAUAGGUCCCCGGUACAACCAGCAGGUACGAAGGUGGCACUGCCAGUGGCCGAUACGCCAGUAAUCCAGCGCAAUAAAGAGCUCAGAGGUGGAAAGGGCGAUAAAGGUGAGAGAGGGCGGCGGCGCAGCAGCUUAGGUAUGCGGGGACGAAGGGCCAGCUCUCUGAUUGAUUCAGGGACAUCGAAUGCUUUACCCCACCGAGAGGUUGGCACAGCAGACUUUUACAAACACAUCGCUGAUGAUGGGCUUCCGGAGCCACGGCGAAUGCGACAACUAUUGAUUUGGUGUGCGACUCGUGCAAUAGGAGACAAGCCCACGGGAGGCUCGAACUCGGACGAUCAAAGUGCACGCUUAGCAGCUCGUGUGAUUCAGGAGGAGAUCCUUCGAGAAUUCUCAACAACCUCAAAUCUUUCCAACUGGUUUGAUCGUGAGGACUUAAACCCUCCUGCCGUAGUCGUCAGAAAGCCGAACCCUCGAAACGUACAAAAUUCCGAAAAGAUCAAGGAGCUGGAGGAGCACAUACAGAGAUUACAAAAAGAAAGGCAGUCACUCAACGCGCUCCUCCGCCAGCCACCCAUCCCAAAACUCGAACCCUUCACUCAAUCCCACAACAACCUACAACCGCAGAACCAAUCUUCGAGUAAACCACAUCUCGAAGAAAUAGAUCCUUCUCUCCUUGACCCCUCACAACAAGCCAUAUUGGCAUCUCUGAAGCCUCCAAGCCGAUCAGAUGGCGAUGUACCAGCUCCUCCCUCUUCAAGAGGGACAGCCAACGCCACGUCGACCAGGACGCCCUUCGGUCUUCCCACCCGUUCCCCCGACGCUCCCGCGCAGGCUGCCCAACAUGGAGAUAGCAAGCCGUCGGAUAGCGAACCGUCGCCGCGUGUUCGUCCUGAGACGUCAGCUUGGUCCGCAGAAUUAUCCCGUCUCACCUCAGGUCUUGCGCCCACUGUGGAUGUCUUGGCUGCCGGUGUCCACGACAUUGAACUCUACCGCGCAGCAGCAGACAAAGUCUCCUCUCACAUCCUCCGAAUCUGCGCUCGACGCCUCGAGGAGCGAGACGCGCACCAUUGGCAACACCAUCUUACAUCGGAUGGCAAAGCUGAUCAGCGCCCCGUGGAAGCUGAUAAAGACCUUGGCCUCGUUUUGGGGGCGCUGGGUCGGCUGGAGAGGCGCUAG